This is a messenger RNA of Parnassius mnemosyne (clouded apollo), 1044 nucleotides long. The record is from the annotation of a GenBank genome assembly. Lineage: Eukaryota; Metazoa; Arthropoda; Insecta; Lepidoptera; Papilionidae.
AUGUCCGUUUCGUCGUUAUCUUCUCUUUCGGACAACGAAACGCCUCUAAGAAGUCGAACAAAUGAUAUCAAGCUUAACGCUUUCGAAAAAUAUGACGAUAAAGAAUUUCGUGCGCGGUUCCGCGUUUCCAAAGAAACGGUGUUGUAUUUGGAUUCUGUAUUCGGCAGCACGAUAAAACCAUUAACGAAAAGAAAUAGAUCUUUGCAGCCCGUGGAUCAAAUAUUGAUAACCCUUCGGUAUUACGCUACAGGCAGUUAUCAACGAGUUACAGGGGACAUAUUCCACAUCGAGCAACCGACUGUGCAUCGAAUCGUGCAUAGAGUUACAGAAAAAAAAGCGAAUAUGAGAUCACUUUUUAUAAAUAUGCCAACUGCUGAGGAACGUCUAGAAGUAGCAAAUGACUUUUAUGCCAUUGCUGGAUUUCCAAGAGUGAUUGAUCCAAGAUCCAAGAUGAUUCCAAUUAAAAUUAAUUCUCCAGGGGGAGCUCAAUCUGAAAGUUUCCGAAAUAGAAAAGGUUACUUCUUCUUGAAUGUGCAAAUGGUAUGUGAUGCGAAAUUGCGCAUAAGAAAUAUCAUUGCAAGAUGGCCAGGUUCUGUACAUGAUAGUACAAUUUUUAAUGAAUCACCACUGUGUGCCCAAUUAGAGCGAGGAGAUUUUACCACUAUGGUACUUCUAGGCGAUAGUGGUUAUCCAUGUCGCCCCUAUUUGUUAACCCCAAUUUUAAAUCCAAGGACACCAGCUGAAGAAGCAUAUAACCGUUCACAAAUUAGAACCAGAAAUCCAAUAGAAAGGCUCUUUGGUGUUCUUAAAAGAAGAUUUCCCUGUCUCCACUAUGGGUUAGGACUGAAGACUACAAAUAUUCCACCUAUUAUUGUGGCAUGUGCAGUACUCCACAAUAUUGCUAUUUUAAGGCAGGAUGAAGUAGUUGAAGAGGAUGAUCCUUUAACUAUUGUAGAGGAAGAAAUUAUGGUACAACCCAGCAAUGAAGUAAAUCAAAACUUUACUGUGAGGACAUCGUUAAUAAAUACAUAUUUUACUGGUUAA